This is a messenger RNA of Brassica rapa (field mustard), 2090 nucleotides long. Its product is annotated as protein MOTHER of FT and TFL1. Lineage: Eukaryota; Viridiplantae; Streptophyta; Magnoliopsida; Brassicales; Brassicaceae. Gene Ontology annotation, biological process: positive regulation of seed germination; response to abscisic acid. The record is from RefSeq and is a predicted model, not a curated record.
GCAUGUAAAUCAUUGUUCAAAUUCAUUGUAUUUGUCGAUGGAUUAAUUAAAUAUCUUUUUGCUAUAAAAUAAAAUUUUAUCUUUUAACCAAAAAAAAUAAAAAAAAUAAAAAAAAAUAAAAUUUUAUCUAUAUAAACCAUUACAUAGAUGUCCAUCCCAAUACGGACAUGCGCUGAACACAACAAACGAUUCUUUUUAAGAGAAUCUCUCUCUCUCUAUUCUCUCCACUUCUCUCUCUGUGGAUCGAUGGCAGCUUCGGUUGAUCCUUUGGUGGUUGGAAGAGUGAUCGGAGAUGUGUUGGACAUGUUCAUCCCCACCGCCAACAUGUCUGUCUACUUUGGCCCCAAACACAUAACUAACGGCUGCGAGAUCAAACCCUCUGCCGCAGUCAACCCUCCAAAAGUCAACAUCUCCGGCAACUCCAAUGAGCUUUACACUCUCGUGAUGACUGACCCGGACGCACCUAGCCCGAGUGAGCCGAACAUGAGAGAAUGGGUCCAUUGGAUUGUCGUGGAUAUCCCGGGAGGCACCAACCCCUCAAAAGGAAAGGAGAUACUGCCAUAUAUGGAGCCGAGACCACCGGUGGGGAUUCACCGUUACAUAUUUGUACUUUUCAGGCAGAACUCACCGGUGGGUAUGAUGGUGCAGCAGCCGCCUUCGCGAGCCAACUUCAGCACCCGAAUGUUCGCUGGACAUCUCGAUCUUGGUUUGCCUGUGGCCACAGUUUACUUCAACGCCCAGAAAGAGCCAGCUUCACGCAGACGCUGAUGCACGCAACCAAAAUAAAAGAGAGAGCCUUUUCCGGUUUUACCUAAAAACCGGACCGGAAAGAAAUAUGGGGUUUAUAUAUCAAACCAUAUUUUGUAUCAUCCGGUUCUCGACUAUAUAUAUGUGUAGAUGCAUAUACAAUUAUACAAAUAUGUUUAUGUUUGUGUGUUAUAUUAAGUGGCUUGCGUAUAAUAUAUGGUUUUCGUUUUCUUUUAUCUUUAAAUAAACUAAAAAAUAAAGGUAUGUAUCAAAUUAUAAAGAAACAAGAAGAGAGGAUAAACAAAAAAAAUGAAAAUUCUAGUAUACUGCCUUAUUAAAAAAAAAAAAUACUAUUAGUUCUUAAACCGAAAUUCAGAAAUAUAAAUGUCGGUUACAAAUUUGAUUCGAACAAAAUGAACCAUUUCCCGUUUAAAUAAACUAGUUUCAACCACCACAUUUAAGUUAAAAUAUAUCAUAUUAUUAAUUUUAACCCAAAACUCAAGAAUACAAAUGUCAGUUACAAGCUUAAUUCCAACAAAAUGAUUUAAUUCUAACUUAAAUAAACUAGCUUGCUUGACCGCCGGCUGACUUAAAUAAACUAGCUUUUCUUGUUGAUCAUUAGCCUUCUUCUCCUCUGAACCUAUGUAGCUUGUUUUCUAAAGAUUUUGAUCCACGCACUCUCCUUGAAUUUCAACUACAUCUUCUGUGGACUCAUAUCUUUCCUUCUCUCUAUUCUCAGAGUCUUGUUUUAUUCCAGAAUCAUCAAAGCUUGGACAAAUCGAAUGUAACUUCACGUUGAUCCACUGAAAAAUCUUGUUCGUAAGAGUUUGGUGUUGAAGUAACAUCUAGUGCUUCGCCAUUGGUUUCUUAGAGCAUGAUUAUUGCAAAGACCCAUAUUAGGGGUUCUUAUUAUUUUUUAAUGCUUUUAAGUACAAAAAGUGAUUUAAGAGACAAAUUUAAGAAACCCUAACAUUUAAUUGCUCCAUUGCAAGGUUCUUACAACAUUACUUUCACUCUUCUUAUUUGAUCUUCUUUAGCCAAUGUUGUUCCAAUGUCAAAGACGAUGAAACAGAAACAAGAAAACCUCAAUAAAAUGAAUCAAUAACCAGAACCUUGAAACAUGAAACAAAACAACAAAGCAUAUCAUUCUCAUUACUCAAACAGAACAAGAACAUUAACAUGAAACAGAGACAGAAUAAGCAAAACAACGUGUAGUUCCCCGUACGUCUUGUGCAGCAUUGUAAUUCUUCACGGAAUCAGUAGUAAAAGUUAUUUAUUAAACCGUUCUAACAGUAGUAAACAAACAUCCAGGUGCUGUGAAAAAAAUCUAUCAAUUGAAACAA